AUGUCCUCCAAACCCCCCAACCCCAAUCCCUCCACCGACACCAACACCCCCGCCCCUCCAACGCCCCACUACCCACCCCCCAUCUCCAUAUCCCCCUCCCUCACCCUCCAACCCCCCCUCACCCGCCGCGGCCACGGCCCAGGUCUAAUCCUCAUCCUGGACUACUACGCGCACAUCGAGAAGAGCGAGAGACACCUCGACCCGCCGCCGCUGCAGAAAUGGGCCGAGGAGGGGUUUUGCGUCGUGCAGAUCCUUGUGCCGGGGAAGACGGAGGAUGGGGGCGAGUUUCCGCUGCAGAGGGCUAUUGAUGUACUGGGGAGUUGUGGGGAGUGUGUGGAUAUAGGUGAGAAGGGGGGCGUGGGCGUGGUUUCAUACCUAACGCGAAUCCCCUUCUACAUCGCCUCAGCAACGCUCCUCCACCCCAAAGUCCGCGCCAUAGUCUCCCACACCCCCACCCCCUUCACAACACUAACCCCCUCCUCCACCCUGCCCCCACAACUCCUCCACGCCGCCGGCCCCCCGCCCCAAGACCGACAACCUUGUACCGAACCCCCCAUCUCCACAUCCCCCUGCCCCUCCCGCCCCCAAACUCCAACCAAAACCCCCAGCCCAACAACCACACACCGCUACCCCGACGCGCCCCCAGACUCCCCCUGGACACUCCCCGCCGACCCAGCAUACCACAAGCUCAGCGCGGGUAUCGCACAUGCACGCAGUCUAGCCUUCCUCAAGCGCGCGCUGGGGGGUCCGUAUUUCGACCUCGAAGCUGUGUGGGAGGAGCACUGUCGGUUUGAGUUUGCGGAGCGGGAUGUGGGGCGGACGAUGGGGACGAUGGUUGCGGAGCCGUAUGUUAAUCAUGUUCCGACUAUGACUGGAGGGAUAGGCCACGCCCCCCUAACCUCAUUCUACACCCACCACUUCAUCUUCAGCAACCCCCCGUCCACAACCCUCACCCUAAUCUCCCGCUCCGUCGGCCCAGACCGCGUAAUCGACGAAUUCAUCUUCAGCCUAACCCACACCACCGAAGUCCCCUGGCUCCUCCCUAGCAUACCGCCCACCGGGAGGCGGUUAGAAAUCCCAUUCACGUCCGUAGUGGCGAUGCGCGGGGACAGACUUUGCCAUGAGCAUAUUAGCUGGGAUCAGGGGACUGUACUAAUGCAACUGGGGCUGCUGCCGGAGUGGGUGGCGUUUCCGUAUAGGAUUGCGGGGGAGGAUGCGCCUGAGGGGAAGAGGUUUGAGGUUAGGGUGCCGGUUGUGGGGGGGGAGGGGGCGAGGAAACUGGGGGAUGAGGGGGCGGGGGAAAGUAAUGGGUUGAUGGGGAGGGGGUGGCGGGUUGUGGAUGAUGUUUAG
Dothidotthia symphoricarpi CBS 119687 is the source of this 1350-nucleotide messenger RNA. RefSeq names its product NTF2-like protein. The coding region runs from base 1 to 1350 and encodes 449 amino acids. The record is from RefSeq and is a predicted model, not a curated record. Lineage: Eukaryota; Fungi; Ascomycota; Dothideomycetes; Pleosporales; Dothidotthiaceae. The transcript has 3 exons. Gene Ontology annotation, biological process: polyketide metabolic process.